AUGAAAUUCGCAGUUCUAUUGUUGAUAUUGUCAACCCUAGGCAUUUUUGCAAAAGAUGUCACAAAAAUUCAUGAUUGGAUCUAAAAGAACAUCCAAUCUCUAGAGAAGUAUAUUUAAGAGACCGAUAUGUCAAGCGAUAUGUUAUUGGGCAUCUAAAGGAAUGAUUAAGUCAAAAAGUAAGUCUCAAUCUUAAGAUUAGUUAUUAAAAUUGGAUAUUUUCUACAAACCAUAAAUAACAUAUAGAAUUAACUGAUGGACAAGUUAAGAAAACAAAUGCAUUCGGUCCUGAAUCUGAAUAUUUUACAGAAACAACUCAAAAUUUGGUUUUUUUAGGAACUCAAAUAAAGGAUAAGGAAUGGAUUAAAAUCUAAAUGAAGAAAGGUAAUGAUGAUGCUUAAAGAAUUGAUAUGUUCAAUUAAGAGAAUUAUUAAGGCGUCAGUUUGAUAAAUUCAAAUAAUGAAGGAACUUUGAAUAGAUUAUUAAUAGUUGAAAAAAAGAAUGAAAUUAUUUCAUCCUAUGAAGAACAUGGAAAGUCCAUAAUUUUAUUAUCCAAUUUAUCUGAAGGCUAAUCCCUUUUUUAUAUUCUUUAUAGUUAAAAUUCAGAAGUGAGCGACAUUGAAAAGUUAUUUAAUUACAUUGUCAAAAAUGUGAUUGAUAUUGAAAAAGAAACAGACAUUAAAGUAGAUGAAUAGCCAGUUGAUUAGGAUGAUGGAGAAGAAGAAUCUGAUCCAAAUGAUCUUGAAAAGUUGAAAAAAAAUAAAGGAGAAGGUGAAGGAGAAGGAGAAGGAGAAGAAAAAGGUGAAGGAGAUGAUAAAAAAGGUGAAGAAUAAGGGGAAGAAGAACAAAAUUAAGAAGUACCAGAAGAAGAUUGUCCUGGAGGUGAGGAAGAUGAUACUGUAAAAAAUAAAGUAGAUGUUGAUCCAACAUCAUAAUUACCACCUCAAGAGGAUCCUAAGAAUGUCAAAAUCUAAACAAACAAUGUCGAUUCAGAAGAAACUGUUGAAGUAGUUGAAGAAACUGAAGAAGAGGAAGAAAUCAUAGUCCCAGAAAAAGCUCUAAAAGUUGGAGGAAAAUCAAGCCUUCCUCCUAAAAAAAAUCAAGAAGAAGAUGAAAGUAGCGAACCGGAACCUCCUUCUGAGGAAUAUCAAAAUUGUGCUGGAGAGGAAUUAGAUACAGUAAAAAACAAGAGAGAUUUAAAUGAAAAUUUAGAAUCCAAAUAAGACAGAGUAUUUUAGGCAAAAGAAGUGAGCAUUUAAGAAACAAUACAUGAAGAAGAAGGUGAAGGGGAUGGAAAUACUAGUGCAGAUGGAUAAAAGAGUGAUGCUGAAGGAAAGACUGACGCUGAUGGAAAUACUGAUGCUGAUGGAUAAAAGACAGAUGCUGAUGGAAAGACUGAUGCCGAUGGAAAGACUGAUGCUGAUGGAUAAAAGACAGAUGCUGAUGGAAAGACUGAUGCUGAUGGAAAUACUGAUGCUGAUGGAUAAAAGACAGAUGCUGAUGGAAAGACUGAUGCCGAUGGAAAGACUGAUGCUGAUGGAUAAAAGACAGAUGCUGAUGGAAAGACUGAUGCCGAUGGAAAGACUGAUGCUGAUGGAUAAAAGACAGAUGCUGAUGGAAAGACUGAUGCCGAUGGAAAGACUGAUGCUGAUGGAUAAAAGACAGAUGCUGAUGGAAAGACUGAUGCCGAUGGAAAGACUGAUGCUGAUGGAUAAAAGACAGAUGCUGAUGGAAAGACUGAUGCCGAUGGAAAGACUGAUGCUGAUGGAUAAAAGACAGAUGCUGAUGGAAAGACUGAUGCCGAUGGAAAGACUGAUGCUGAUGGAUAAAAGACAGAUGCUGAUGGAAAGACUGAUGCCGAUGGAAAGACUGAUGCUGAUGGAUAAAAGACAGAUGCUGAUGGAAAGACUGAUGCCGAUGGAAAGACUGAUGCUGAUGGAUAAAAGACAGAUGCUGAUGGAAAGACUGAUGCCGAUGGAAAGACUGAUGCUGAUGGAUAAAAGACAGAUGCUGAUGGAAAGACUGAUGCCGAUGGAAAUACUGAUGCUGAUGGAUAAAAGACAGAUGCUGAUGGAAAGACUGAUGCCGAUGGAAAGACUGAUGCUGAUGGAUAAAAGACAGAUGCUGAUGGAAAGACUGAUGCCGAUGGAAAUACUGAUGCUGAUGGAUAAAAGACAGAUGCUGAUGGAAAGACUGAUGCCGAUGGAAAGACUGAUGCUGAUGGAUAAAAGACAGAUGCUGAUGGAAAGACUGAUGCCGAUGGAAAUACUGAUGCUGAUGGAUAAAAGACAGAUGCUGAUGGAAAAACUGAUGCCGAUGGAAAUACUGAUGCUGAUGGAUAAAAGACAGAUGCCGAUGGAAAAACUGAUGCUGAUGGAAAUACUGAUGCUGAUGGAUAAAAGACAGAUGCCGAUGGAAAAACUGAUGCUGAUGGAAAUACUGAUGCUGAUGGAUAAAAGACAGAUGCCGAUGGAAAAACUGAUGCUGAUGGAAAUACUGAUGCUGAUGGAUAAAAGACAGAUGCCGAUGGAAAAACUGAUGCUGAUGGAAAUACUGAUGCUGAUGGAUAAAAGACAGAUGCCGAUGGAAAAACUGAUGCUGAUGGAAAAACUGAUGCUGAUGGAAAGACUGAUGCUGAUGGAAAUACUGAUGCUGAUGGAUAAAAGACUGAUGCUGAUGGAUAAAAUGAGGGAUAGAGAGAAGGAGCAGCAAAUAAAGAUGCCUAAUAAUCUUAGAAAUCUGAAAAUGAAACUAAUAAAAACGAAGUUGAUGUAAUAAACAUAUAUAAAUUUUAGGAACCUUGUGUGAUUUUAUAUUCAGAAUGCCACUAUACUGGAGAUGAAUUGAAAUUAUGUGGUGCACAUCCUGUUAUUCCAAAUGAUAUGAAAAAUUUUAAAGUUAAAUCUAUCAAAGUUCCAGAAGGUGUUCAGGUAACUUUCUUUAAUAAGCCCAAUUUUGACGAUGAAAGAUUACAUGCAAAAACAGAAAUGGAAUGUUUAGAAACACCUUUAAGAUUGAAUUUACUAGAAUUGAUGAAUAAUCUAAGAAUGUCAAAGCAAGUUAAUAUAAACUCUAUAUCAGUUACAAAAUGAUAAUUGCAUAUUUAGUUUAUAUUUACAAAAUAUUAUUCUUAUAAC
Paramecium primaurelia is the source of this 3134-nucleotide messenger RNA. The record is from the annotation of a GenBank genome assembly. NCBI's taxonomy places the organism in Eukaryota, Ciliophora, Oligohymenophorea, Peniculida, Parameciidae.